Molecule: messenger RNA, 4974 nt
Organism: Leguminivora glycinivorella
Lineage: Eukaryota; Metazoa; Arthropoda; Insecta; Lepidoptera; Tortricidae
Exons: 9
Coding region: 1-3360 (1119 amino acids)
Biological process (GO): neuromuscular junction development; positive regulation of protein tyrosine kinase activity
Molecular function (GO): protein kinase binding
Source: RefSeq, a predicted model, not a curated record
AUGGAGAGGAAAGAGGUACACCGUCACGGAUGCAGUAUAGCCAAGCAGACGAUACUGACUACGCAUCCUAGUGGGCUGCAGACUAGAGUAUCAGUGGAGCUGGCUAACUUCGAUGCUUUAUGCAUGCAUGAAUGCACAAGUAAAACUCCAAAAAGACCAAUGUGGGAAGGCAGUCCUUUCUUAUCACGCCGUUUAGGAGGGGUCUCUGCUCAUGGGACACCGGUGCUCGGCAGAAGGAGUGAUGCGGUGAAUGAAGGGAGACUGUCCCAGCAAUGUACUCCGGUGAUGAGGAGGCGGGAGGUGGAGAGCCCGGGGGGUUCCCCCCUGCCGGUCAGGAGGGGGGAGGAGGUGGAAAGUGAUGUGGAUAAUAGUGUCAUCAGCGGCUGGCUGAAGUUCCGGGACAACAAGCGGUGGAAAUCAAGAUGGGGCGUUGUAACGAAACUAUCACCAGCCGCAGAUUGUCUCCACCUGCAACUCUACCGGGACCCAAAAGACCGCUUCAAGAAGGGCCAGACCAAGGCCUCGCUGUCGCUUCAGCAGUUCCUCGGCUUCGAGUCUGGCUUCACUCUCGACAAGGAGUCCAACACCAUCGCCAUCAUCUGCCAGGAUGUCAUCGUGGUUCUGGCUUUUGAGACCAGGGAACGGCUUAUUGCUUGGCAGGUGAAAGUGGGCAGUCAGCUGGGCUCUUCCAAAGAAUGGCUGGUGAUGAUUGGAGGAGGAUCCCGCAAAUUGCCAGCAGGUCCUGCGAGGUUACAUCUCCAGGGCAGAAGGUUUGCCCUGGCCAGUGGGGUUCCACCACGUUUGCUGGGGCUUUGGGAGCUGGCGCAUCUGAGACGUUAUGGAGUGGUGGAAGGUCGAUUCUGCUUUGAAGGUGGUUCUCACUGCGGCAAGGGUGAAGGCCUGCACGUCCUCAUAACUGAUCAAGCUCAGGAUAUAACUGAUGGCUUUGAUGCUGCAGCUCACAGGAACCCGAGAGGACCAGCGUCUAGGAAGAGCGGAGGCGCUGACAGGAAUCGUCCCGAUACCCGACUGUCAGACAUAAACGCAGACCAAUCGUUACCAGACACGGGACUAUAUGAAGAAAACUUCUUUGGAGAGGACUGCGGGGGAGUCUCACCGUUUUGGCCAUCGGAUGAAAGGCGAGGAUUCGAUGACCAUGAUUGCAAAGGAUGCGAAGAAAACGCAAGACCUCCGUGGAGCGGAGCUGAUCAUGUUACCUUAGAAAGAUGUAGUAACUGUGUGACAAAACUGGGCACAAUGACUAGAUCUUCAACUGUUGCACUUACGCCUGGCACACAAUUCAAUCCAGCUUGGACGAUGGAAGCAGUACCAGAAAGUAGCUCUGACAACUCUUCAAACAGCACAGAAUAUUUGACUCCACGAGCAAUACGAAGGACCCUAGAAGCAAGUCAGAACAAAGAAUGGGCUCCACAACGGCCACCGAAGCCUGCGAGGCUGGAAGAAAUAAAAGCUCCAGCGCCUUUGCCAGCCACAGUUUGCACUUGUGCGAGCGAAAAAACUACAACAGCUAUUAUCAAUAAUCCGAAAGUUGGACCUUACGAAAACUACGAUGUUCCUAAAGCUACCCAUAUUGAGGUGGAACCUACAAAUGAGUAUUACGAUACACCAAAACGAAUAAAGAAAGCUCUGGCUGAAGAUCUAUUUCAAGUUACAAAGAACUCUGCGCCUGGAAAUUUAGUACUAAAGAAAAACUGCGGAUGCAUUUUGAAAUUUGGAUCCAAAAAGAAACCGGUUAUAGUUGAGUGUGACGAAAACAUCCAGCCAGUCGAAUGCCCUUGUCAAAAAGUUACAAAUUGGGCAAAUAACUUAAUAAGUCUUCCUUAUUGUAAAAGAAGUGAGAAUUAUGACAAAGUUAAUACCGAAAUCCUCACCGCGCAGAAAUCAGAGGAAAUGGCUCUCUACGCUACUGUUGAUGUGUCACGUAAAACUAAUAGACAAAGUUCAAUAGCCGAAAAAGAUAGUGUGCACGAUUGUAGUGAAACAUCAUUGAUGAACUAUGAAAAUUUAGGGCCGAAAGGAGAAGAAUUUGAAGACCCAUACGCCAACUAUGAAAAUCUAGAAUUCGCUUUAUCAUUAGAAUAUUAUGAAAAUGCGAAAGAUUUGUUAAAAAAAGCUGGUGUCACACAAAAGGAAUUAGAUGCAUUAAGUGCUAAUGUAGAUUUUGCAGAAGUUGCACUUCCACCUAAACCAAAACAUUGUGCAAAGUGUGGUCACUCAGCAAAACAUCAGGCUAUGAAAAAGAAUAAAAGCGACGAAUAUUUAUUAAUGGAACCCCCCAAAGAUAUUAAGCGAGAUUUAUGUAGAACAACGGGGCCAAACCCAGGUUACACCCCAAUGUCACCAAAUCCAAAUUGGUCUCAAAGUCUCAGGCAUCCCUUGCAAAAACUAAACAGAGUUGAAAUUGAAAAAUCUUUGAGUAUACCAACGCUCAACGGUAGUGCGAUUAGGGCACAGAGUUUUGAUACAACUUUGAGUAAUAACAAUAAGGAAGCAAUACAAAAACGGUCUAGCUCUGUAGACUCAGCAAGACUACUAGAAGAUCUGAAGGAAUUCGAUAGUAGUAUUGGCAGUCACGCCACUUCUUCUUCUUUAGAAACAUUAAGGAACUUAGCAAUUGAAAAUAGAAGAACAUCAUCUCCAUGCGAGAACGAGAGAGACUGCUGUGAUCACGACUGUUGCAAGUCAUCUGACUCUGAAAACAAAACGUCAGAGGGCAGUUCCAAAGACGUGCCUCAUUUGAGGAACAAACACAUGGACAAUGCCCAAAUUAAAAGAUCUUCAAGCGUUCCAUGCAAGUCUGGAGGUAAUAGAGACUCAUCGAGUUCUAACGAUUCAGGAGUGUCAAGUUGCUCAAUGAAACAUGGACCUGAAUAUAAUGAAUUUGAGAUGCCGCUGACGUCAGGCCAUUCUAGGUAUCAGUACAUGGCGCAGAAGAGAAUGAGAGGAAAUGCUACAGGCUGCAUACAUUCUUCUUUGCCAAGGAAGUCAAAGUCAUCAGAUCCGCUGAGAGACAUGACGAUGCAGAUACACAAAGCUAAUGUGCCGGCUAAAUCGUCUUCAGCAGAAGCAGAAGUGCCGGUGCUUCCUCCGAAACAGUUUAAAGGAGUCAUGGACACACACAGUACAUCAAGUGGGACGUCUGACAUGUCAGAUUAUAUCGAGACACUUUCGCUUACUUCGUCGCAUUCAUCUUCAGAUAAUCCUAAUUUGAGGUUGGCACGGCAACCCACUACUACGCUGCGGCCACGCUCCGGCAAGGAGUACCACAACCUGGACCCCAUCCUCACCUCCAUGUACAAAAGCGGGAAGGAGCUCUCCAACUACACCAACUUACCUUAGAAGAAAGAAUCAAAGUAGGACAAGUCCAAGUAGAAGAACAAGAACAUUCAGUAGAAGAAGAAAAAAAUUGUUGAACGGAUGUUAAUUUUUGUUGUUUUUAGUUUUUGUUGAAUUGUUACCAAGGUUAUGUUUAUUAAAUAUAGAGAUCUUUUGAUAGAUGAAGAAUUAUACCUACAUUUUAUGUGAUAUUUGUUGUACACAUGAACAAUAUGUGACCAUUCAGGUAUUUAGUAGAUAGAGAAUGGUUAUUUACAGUAACAUUUUAUUCUUCAUUUAGUUUUGACUGUCAAGAGAUCUUUUCUAACUUAUUUUAAUACUCAGUACGAUCAUGUUUUGUUAGAUCUCGUUUAUAUGUAUCUUAUUUUUGUUGAUUUUUGUAGUUUUAUACUAAAAUCCAGUAAACUGUCUAGUCAGACGAUUAAAUUUGGUCGAGAGAGAUGUAAAAAUUAAAGAGACAGAUAUAUUUAAAGAUAAAAAUAAAUAUAUUGGAAAAGUAAACGUAGUCACUAAGCUAGAUUACACUAAACAUGAUGCGGUAAAAUUUAGUAUUACUUUACAAAAUUUACGAAUUAUCAAUGUUUUUGUACCAAGAAACAAACAAAAUAGAGUGAUAGAAAUCUGGAUGUAUUAAAAAUAGUUCAUUUUACGUUUUCAAUUUAUUGAACACAAAAAGACUGAUUUUUAUUAAACACUUUUACAUUUGUGUUAUUUUUUUUUUCACACACGAAUCUAGUCAGAGAUUGUAUGAUAUAUUUAUUUAAGAAAUAGAUGGUUGUAUAGAUGUAAAAAAUAGGGUAUUAUUAUAAACAACGAUUACCGCAGUACGAGUAGUGGUAGAUGUAAAAAUACAUUUUAUACGACAAUUUUCUUACAAUAUUUAUCCUUGUAAAAUAUAUCCUUCGCAAAUUAUACUAAACAUAGUCCUACUGACAUUAGUUACUGGUCUCUUUUAUUAUGAAAAAGUAUGUAAAAUCUGAUAAUUAACUUUGAAAAUUUUGAAAUUUGUGAAAUUAUUAUUGUGACUAUUUUAGAUACUUACCUAUUAUUUAUUAUGAAAAGCCCACAAUAGUAAGAUUAUAAAUAAAUAAGAAAGAGAAAGGCAUAAAAUAGUAAUUGUAAGUGACUUAUUUACUUAAUCUCUCAGGAGUUAUCCGUUUUAAGUGAAACAUUAAUACAAAUACCUCAAAAGCAUUCAGAAAAAUAGAAUAUUAUUUACAUUAUAACUUUCUCCACCUUCUUAACCUAAAAUAAAUGCCAUAAUCGAAAAAAAUACUAAAGCCGUUAAAUGCCCAUAACUAGAAACAGAUUCAUCAAAUUUUUUUGGAUUCGCGGCAAAUGCCUAAACCAAUCGGAGACCCGACCAGCACUCGGAUGGGUCUAAUUUUCAAAAUUAUAUUCUUCAUUUGAACAGUUAUUUUUUCUGUAUGCUUUUGAUCGAAGAUAUCAACAUAAUCAAUCAGACUAAUUUUGCUCAAAUAAGGCAUUUUAAUGGCAAGGGACGAUAAGUGCAAUAUCAAGUAGUAAUAGUGACUUUUAUACCUACUUACGUUCAGUAGUUCAUGCUAGUUCGUUCAUAUACCUACCGGUACUGUAUCCUCUAUGUAUACCUAUCUA